UAGCAGUUUUGAUAUAAAUCUAGAUUAUUAAACGAUCUUUAGAGACCUUGCGCGGUGAUUAAAUCCCAGUGAUUUUAUACCCUAGACAGUGCAGCAAUGUAGUUACGAGACCAUUAUGUAAGAUGCAGGCGCGAGCUGUGCCAGUUGGAGGCGCACGCGCACAGCUCCGGGUUACCAUGGAAACCUUCAAACUCUAACGUUCACCUUUUUGAAACAGACAGCCAGCGCGAGCUUGUAGCGUAGGAAGAAGGCCAUGUCUGUUCGUAGCCUCGCUGCGUUUUGUAGGAAUGAGGAUAGAAAAAUGACAGCAUUUGACAGAAAGAGGUUUGUUUCGGUUUUUAAUGAGUGUGAUGUAGAAAAGAAAGGCUACUUGUCCAGAGAGGAUCUGAAGGUGGCAGUUGUUAUGCUAUUCGGAUAUAAACCUUCGAAGUCAGAAACCAGUAUGAUGAUGGAGGCUGGUGCGGAGCCAAACUGUCCAGGGGUCCCUUUGGAGCACUUUGUGUCUCUCAUGAGGAGGAAGUUACCAGCAGGGGAUCCAUACGAGAAGACGAGACAGAUCUUCAGCGCAUUUGAUCUACGCUGCCGUGGAUUCCUGAAGUUGGAGGACUUCAGAAGUGUGUUUGCACGUGUGGCUCCUCGCCUGUCUGAGCGCACCGUGCUGGAGGCUUUUCGGAAUAAUGAAAGUCAUGGAUGUAGCUGUAGCUGACAUGUGGACCACGACUCAGAUGGACACGUCAGCUUCAAGGACUUUGAGGACGUUAUCGGUUACGGGCUGGCCGACAGCUGAGGCGCUGUGGAACAGCAGUAAGGGCUCACAUGCUCAUGUCUGGAGCUGUCUGGUUUAAAGAAAUACAACA
Molecule: messenger RNA, 857 nt
Organism: Hemibagrus wyckioides
Lineage: Eukaryota; Metazoa; Chordata; Actinopteri; Siluriformes; Bagridae
Gene: efcab11
Product: EF-hand calcium binding domain 11
Exons: 7
Coding region: 254-706 (150 amino acids)
Cellular component (GO): cytoplasm
Molecular function (GO): calcium ion binding
Source: RefSeq, a predicted model, not a curated record